UGGCGCGUCGAUAAUCUCCUACAAUUUUUCUCCGAGCUGCCUUCGAGAGCUCGGAGUCUCCUACUAGCAACUAACCACUCUUCUCUCUCCUCUGAAUCUCUUUCUUCUUCAUUGAUUAUAAUGGAAGUUUGUACCGUUCAAUUCCCUAGCUCCGGCGACGUGUCAUGGCGGUCCCGUCGCUUCUUGGGCCAUGGCUUUGGGCCGCCGAGGAGUUGCCGGCGAUCCUCGGAGAUGUGGAGCACCGCACCUUCCCGUUCCUCACGAAGCGUGCGGGUCAUGGCUGAGUCUGCGAUAACCCCCCAAUCAGGCACGGCGUCAUGGUCACGGCGUAUCAACGCCUUCGCGGAAAAGACGAACGACGCCAUGGAGCAGCUGGAAUUGGAGCGCGGGGUCUGCAUUCCGUUUCGGAAAUACACUCCCGAAGCAGUUAGGAAUAAGGUUCUGGAAUCUAGAGGGGCGAUAUUGUCUCUUAUCGGAAGAGGAGUGGAAAUUGUCUGGAAUUUAGGGUUUUAUUGGUCGGCCCUCACCUACGAUUGUCUUGUGGGACGCGACGAGGAAGUGGUGCCAUACAGGGCUCGUCAGCUCCGAAACCUUCUAUGCGACCUUGGACCUUCGUUCAUCAAAGUUGGGCAGGUUUUGGCAAACAGGCCAGACAUAAUACGAGAGGAUUACAUGAAUGAACUCUGUAUUCUACAGGAUGAUGUUCCGCCUUUUCCCAAUCAGGAAGCUUUUGACAUUAUUGAAGAAGAGCUGGGACAACCUCUUGAAAAGAUUUUUAGCAGGAUUACACCGCAAACUAUAGCUGCUGCAAGUCUGGGCCAGGUCUACCGAGCCACACUUCGGGAGACUGGAGAGGAUGUGGCUAUUAAGGUACUACGGCCUGGAAUUGAGCCUAUUAUCUAUAGAGAUCUUUUCCUGUUUCGUACUCUGGCUUCAUUUCUUAAUGGUAUCAGUCUUCGGAAGCUUGGCUGCAAUGCAGAGCUUAUUGUUGAUGAGUUUGGGGAAAAGCUUCUGGAAGAACUUGAUUACACACUUGAGGCUCGAAAUAUUGAGGACUUCUUUGAGAAUUUCAAAGAUGACCCAACUGUCAAAAUUCCUCAAGUUUAUACACAACUUUCAGGCUCCCGUGUUCUAGUAAUGGAAUGGAUUGAUGGUAUUCGGUGCACUGACCCCCAGGCCAUCAAAGAAGCAGGUAUUGAUGUAAAUGGAUUUUUGACUGUUGGUGUAAGUGCUGCUUUACGCCAGCUUCUAGAAUUUGGUUUGUUCCAUGGAGAUCCACAUCCUGGAAAUAUUUUUGCAAUGCGUGAUGGUCGUAUAGCUUAUGUAGACUUUGGAAAUGUAGCUGUGCUUAGUCAGCUAAAUAAACAAAUUCUGAUCGAUGCUGUUGUUCAUGCGGUAAAUGAGGACUAUGUUGAGAUGGCAAAUGACUUUACCAGGCUUGGUUUCCUUGCUAGUGGAACGGAUGUCUCUCCAAUUAUUCCCGCAUUAGAAGCAAUCUGGCAGAAUUCAGUUGGAAAAGGAUUGGCUGACUUCAAUUUUCGCAGUGUUACUGGUAAGUUCAAUCAGCUUGUGUAUCAGUACCCUAUCCGGAUCCCAGAGAGGUUUUCCCUUGUUAUUCGUUCUCUACUAACCCAGGAAGGAAUAUGUUUCACUCUGCAACCAGAUUUUAAAUUUCUUGAGGUUGCAUAUCCAUAUGUGGCAAAGCGUCUUCUAACAGAUCCAAAUCCUGCUCUUCGUGAACGCCUAAUACAGGUUUAGUACAUGCUAAUAUAUUUUGUGGUAUUCUAAAUCUUUCCAUAUUUAUUCAAACUUUGUUUCUUAAA
Molecule: messenger RNA, 1823 nt
Organism: Dendrobium catenatum
Lineage: Eukaryota; Viridiplantae; Streptophyta; Magnoliopsida; Asparagales; Orchidaceae
Product: protein ACTIVITY OF BC1 COMPLEX KINASE 1, chloroplastic-like
Exons: 10
Coding region: 121-1758 (545 amino acids)
Biological process (GO): protein phosphorylation
Molecular function (GO): ATP binding; protein kinase activity
Source: RefSeq, a predicted model, not a curated record